Microtus oregoni (creeping vole) is the source of this 4691-nucleotide messenger RNA. It is a transcript of the gene Rnf123, whose product is annotated as ring finger protein 123. Gene Ontology annotation, molecular function: protein binding; ubiquitin-protein transferase activity. The record is from RefSeq and is a predicted model, not a curated record. The transcript has 39 exons. NCBI's taxonomy places the organism in Eukaryota, Metazoa, Chordata, Mammalia, Rodentia, Cricetidae. Bases 517 to 4461 code for a protein of 1314 amino acids. Gene Ontology annotation, cellular component: cytoplasm.
UAGCCGAAAAGCUGGGCGGAUGUUGUGAGCCGGUCGCGGAGGCUGAGGCUGGGGGUGAGUGAGAGGCCGCCUGGCUGUGAGCCGGGCUGGUCCGGUGGCUUCCCUCGAGGCCCCGGGCCGAUCCAGUGCGACAGCGCUUGCCGCUGGGGGUGCCGAGGCCUGCGGUGUAGGACUCCCCGCGAGAGCUGGCCUGACAGGUCCUCCGGAGCUUGGGGCCAGGCGGAGGCGACCUGGGGAAGCAUGCGCUGCCCUUGGCGUCCUUGGACACUCAGACCUAGUCGGUUCGGUUCCGAGCCUGAAUCUCUUAGGAGCGGCAAGGGAGCCCCGGGGCAGGCGCAGGUUCCGCCUCUAAAUCCUCUACACCUGAACCCCAGAAUGAGUGUCUGAAAGGCUGGCUUCCCGUUCUUAAUAACUGUCCAGACUGAGGUCUGUGUGGGCCUUUGACUAGCCUGGAGUAGACACACUCUGCAUCUGGCUCAGCCUCUAGGACCACUGGCUGCCCAUGAGUGAUGAAGGAUGGCAUCCAAGGGGGCUGGCAUGUCUUUUCCCCGAAAGAGCUAUAGACUGACUUCAGAUGCUGAGAAGUCCAGGGUCACAGGCAUUGUGCAGGAGAAACUACUGAAUGACUACCUGUACCGUAUCUUUUCCUCUCCUGACCGUGGGCCCCCUGCAGCCACCAGCAGGAAACCCCUGAACUUCCAUAACCUGCCAGAGCACGUGGACCAGCUGCUCCAGGUGGACCGUGAAGACGAGGAGAGCCAGGGACAAGUUGAGGGGCGACUUGGGCCAUCUACCGUGGUCCUAGACCACACAGGAGGCUUUGAGGGGCUUCUCCUCGUGGAUGAUGACCUCCUGGGGGUGAUUGGACACAGCAACUUCGGCACUAUCCGUUCUACCACAUGUGUGUACAAAGGGAAGUGGGUCUACGAGGUGCUCAUUUCCUCCCAGGGUCUCAUGCAGAUCGGCUGGUGCACCAUCAACUGCCGCUUUAACCAGGAGGAAGGGGUGGGAGAUACACAUAACUCUUACGCCUAUGACGGGAACCGGGUGCGCAAAUGGAACGUGACCACAACAAAUUACGGCAAGGCAUGGGCAGCGGGGGACAUCGUGAGCUGCCUCAUUGAUCUGGAUGAUGGUACUCUAUCCUUUUGCCUGAAUGGUGUGUCGCUGGGCACCGCCUUCGAGAACCUGUCCAGGGGCCUAGGAAUGGCCUACUUCCCAGCCAUCAGCCUGUCAUUCAAGGAGUCUGUGGCAUUCAACUUCGGCAGCCGUCCUUUGCGCUACCCAGUUGCGGGCUUCCGGCCUCUGCAGGACCCUCCCUUUGCUGACCUGGUGCGGGCACAGAGAUUGCUGGGCUGUUUUCAGGCAGUGCUGAGUGUGGAACUGGACCCUGUGGAAGGGCGGUUGGUGGAGAAGGAGAGCUCUGAGUGGCAGCUGCAAGGGCAGCCCACUGUCCUGCUUACCCUGGCCCACAUCUUCCAUCACUUCGCACCACUUCUGCGCAAGGUUUACCUCGUGGAGGCUGUGUUCAUGAGCUUCCUGCUGGGGAUCAUGGAGAAGGGCACGCCUGAGCAGGCACAGUCAGUAGUACACCAGAUCUUGGACCUCUUGUGGCUCUUCAUGGAGGACUAUGAGGUACAGGAUUGCCUCAAGCAGUUGAUGAUGUCUCUGCUGCGUCUCUACCGGUUCUCACCGAUUGUCCCAGACCUGGGUCUACAGAUCCACUACCUGCGCCUCACUAUUUCUAUCCUGAGACACGAGAAGUCCCGCAAGUUUCUGCUUAGUAACGUCCUUUUUGACAUGCUCCGGUCAGUGGUCUUCUUUUAUAUUAAGAGUCCCCUGCGUGUGGAGGAGGCUGGCCUGCAGGAACUCAUUCCCACCACCUGGUGGCCCCAUCGCUCCAGCAGGGAGGGCAGAGACAGUAAGGAAGCAGAGGAGGAGACCACUGAGGAGCGGCAAAGGAGAAGAGCCUAUGAGCGAGGCUGCCAAAGACUCAAGAAGCGCAUUGAAGUGGUGGAAGGACUACAGGUCCAGAUCCUGAAGCUGCUGUUGGAUAAUAAGGAUGACAAUGGGGGCGAAGCUUCUAGGUACAUUUUUCUGACAAAAUUCCGGAAGUUUCUGCAGGAGAAUGCCAGUGGCCGGGGGAACAUGCCCACGCUCUGCCCCCCUGAGUACAUGGUCUGCUUCUUACACCGGCUGGUAUCUGCCCUGCGCUUCUAUUGGGACGAAUACAAAGUUUCCAACCCCCGUGCUGCCUUCAGUGAAGAGGCUUAUGUCCCACCACAGAUCUUCUACAAUGGCAAGGUGGAUUACUUUGACCUUCAGCGCCUUGGGGGCCUCCUCUCACACCUUCGAAAGACCCUAAAAGAUGACCUUGCUUCCAAAGCCAAUAUCGUGAUUGACCCCCUGGAGCUCCAGGCAGCUACCAUGGAUGACCUGGAUGAGGAUGAAGAGCCAGCCCCGACGGCGGCCCAGCGUCCCAUGCAAGCCCUGGCCAUGGGAGGGGCACUGCCCCUGCCCCGGCCAGGCUGGCUCAGUUCUCCAACCCUGGGCCGAGCCAACCGCUUCCUCAGCACAGCAGCUGUGAGCCUCAUGACCCCACGGCGACCUCUGAGCACCGUGGAGAAAGUAAAGGUCCGCUCGCUGAACGUGGAACAGAGGACUCGUGAGGACAUUGAGGGCAGCCACUGGAAUGAGGGCCUGCUAUUGGGGAGACCCCCUGAGGAGCCGGAGCAGCCCCUUACGGAGAACUCACUGUUGGAAGUCCUGGAUGGCACUGUCAUGAUGUAUAACCUCAGCGUCCACCAGCAGCUGGGCAAGAUGGUGGGCGUGUCCGAUGAUGUCAAUGAGUAUGCAAUGGCCCUGAGAGACACAGAGGACAAACUCCGCCGCUGCCCCAAGAGGAGAAAGGAUAUCCUUGCAGAGCUGACCAAGAGCCAGAAAGUUUUCUCAGAAAAGCUGGACCACCUGAGCCGCCGGCUUGCCUGGGUCCAUGCCACUGUCUACUCCCAGGAGAAAAUGCUGGAUAUCUACUGGCUGCUGCGUGUCUGCCUACGGACCAUCGAGCAUGGGGAUCGCACAGGAUCUCUUUUUGCCUUCAUGCCUGAGUUCUACUUAAGUGUGGCCAUCAACAGCUACAGUGCUCUCAAGAAUUAUUUUGGCCCUGUGCACAGCAUGGAAGAGCUCCCAGGCUAUGAAGAGACCCUGACCCGCUUGGCUGCCACCCUUGCCAAACACUUUGCUGACCCACGCAUCGUAGGCACUGACAUUCGAGACUCCCUGAUGCAGGCCCUGGCCAGCUACGUGUGCUACCCACACUCCCUGCGGGCUGUGGAACGGAUCCCCGAGGAGCAACGUAUUGCCAUGGUGAGGAACCUUUUGGCACCCUAUGAGCAACGGCCCUGGGCCCAGACCAACUGGAUCCUAGUGCGGCUUUGGAGGGGCUGUGGGUUUGGAUACCGCUAUACACGGCUUCCACAUCUGCUGAAAACCAAGCCAGAGGAUGCCAAUUUACCCAGCCUCCAAAAACCCUGCCCUUCUACCCUGCUGCAGCAGCACAUGGCAGACCUGCUGCGACAAGGGCCUGAUGUAGCACCCAGCUUCCUCAACAGUGUCCUUAACCAGCUCAACUGGGCCUUCUCUGAGUUUAUCGGCAUGAUCCAGGAGAUUCAACAGGCUGCUGAACGCCUGGAGCGAAACUUUGUGGACAGCCGGCAGCUCAAGGUCUGUGCCACCUGCUUUGACCUCUCGGUCAGCUUGUUGCGAGUCUUGGAAAUGACCAUCACAUUGGUGCCUGAGAUAUUCCUUGACUGGUCCCGCCCUACCUCUGAGAUGCUGCUUCGGCGUCUUGCACAGCUGCUGAACCAGGUGCUGAACCGGGUGACAGCUGAGAGGAACCUGUUUGACCGUGUGGUCACCCUACGGCUUCCUGGCCUGGAGAGUGUGGACCACUACCCUAUCCUGGUGGCAGUGACCGGCAUCCUGGUACGCCUCCUGGUGCAUGGUCCAGCCUCAGAGACAGAGCAAGCCACCUCGGUGCUCCUGGCUGAUCCCUGCUUCCAGCUCCGUUCCAUAUGCUAUCUCCUGGGGCAGCCAGAGCCCCUAGCACCUGGCACUACCUUGCCUGCCCCGGACCGGAAACGCUUCUCUCUACAGAGUUAUACAGAUUAUAUCAGUGCGGAGGAGCUGGCCCAGGUGGAACAGAUGCUGGCACACCUGACGGCUGCGUCUGCCCAGGCAGCAGCUGCCUCCCUGCCCACCAGUGAAGAGGACCUCUGCCCAAUCUGCUAUGCCCACCCCAUCUCUGCUGUGUUCCAGCCUUGUGGCCACAAGUCCUGCAAAGCCUGCAUCAACCAGCACCUGAUGAACAACAAGGACUGCUUCUUCUGCAAGGCCACCAUCGUGUCUGUAGAGGACUGGGACAAGGCAGCCACCACAAGUGCCACCUCCUCGGCUGCCUAGGCCAGCCUAAUGCACACAGCUUGCACCGUCCUGGAUCCUCCACCCUCAGACCCAGACCGAGCCCUAUUUAUGAGCUCUUUCGGCUCUGUUUCCCAUCGCCCUCCCUCUUAGACACUUCCAACCAUCUGCCUGUGUGAGCCUCACUGGUGGGAGCCCAGCCACACCCUAGUUAUGCCUGAGCUUGACUUGCAAUCCAGGCUACAGUGAGCAUUAAAUUAUUAUUCCAUACA